CGUAUAUGUCAGGGGUGCAAAUGGCAAAUUAUCCGGAGGGAGUAGUAUCUUUUUAUGUUUUACCCUUUUUUUUUUUGACAAUAUGUUUUGGGAAUCUUUCAUAAGCUGUUCAAAACAUUUAUACGAACUGACCUAGGUUAUGCAUUUCAAAUUUCAGACUAGAAGAGCUCCAUCAACUUUACCAAUGGAAAUGCAAAGGAAAAUCAUGGUAGGAGGAGACUGACUCAGCGAUUUGCCAGAGCCAAUUUUAAUUCACAUACUCUCUAUGUUGCCCGACAGUAAAGCAGUUGUGAGAAUGAGUGUAUUGUCUACACGAUGGCGGUUUCUUUGGAUGUCCGUUCCGGUGUCACCCGAUUUCAACCUCCCUCAUAGGCCCCCUAAUGGUUACACUAAAAAGGAAGUUUCUGAUUUCAUAGCUUCCGCCAAUAGAGAGCUUUAUUAUUGGAGGUUUUGCCAGAAAUUCACAAGGUUCAGGUGCUUUCUGCCUAGGUAUGACAAGAGUUAUGUUAAAGAUGUUGAUAUAUGGGUACAUUUUGCAACUAAAGUUGCUAACGUGGAAUGUUUUACACUUGGGUUUUGCUGGGAAAGUGACCCAAUAUAUGAGCUUCCUCAGUUUGCAUAUAACAAUACGUCGUUGAAGAGGUUGAAAUUAGUCAACUGUGAACUGAACCCUUCUGGUAGUAUUAACUGGAGCAGUCUCGUUUUUCUUGCAAUUGCGUGCCUGAAUUUGACAGAUGAUGUGUUGGAAAAGGUAUUACCUGGUUGUUCCAACUUGGAGAGCUUGGAACUGGUUGGUGAUUUGGCUGUUCGUCGUUUGGAAAUCAGCUCUGUGAAGCUGACAUCUUUGACCAUAAGAGACUUCCAGAAUGAGAAUCUUGAUCGUCGUCUCAAAAUAUUAGCGCCCCAUAUUAAAUAUUUUGAACUUUUGGGGUGCUGCGAUGAGAUAUGCUUGCAGCAGAGAAAUGUGGCUUCACUUGUCAGUGCAAACCUAUUUUUAGAUUUUGUAUAUGCAGAACGGAACUCGGAGGAGAAGUGUAGAUAUUUUAAAGAACUUCUUCAUAGGGUUUCCCAUGUCGAGAAUCUUGGAUUGAGUCGCUGGUGCAUCGAGCUUUACUAUCCAAAAUUUAGAUUUCUUUUUCGUUUUGUGACUUUUUAUGUGCUACUGGAUUCAUGACUUUAAUAAUAGUAACAGGACCAUUACUUAGGAUAAUGCAAUAACUAAGUUGAUAAUUACUAAAGAAUUACAUUCUCGUGACCAAUUUGGGUGGACAGUGGCAGGUAACUGAAAUAAGAUCUUUUGAACAAAAUUUUGGAUGAUGAACAAAAUGGACAGAACGACCUGUAAAAUUUGGAUUGAUUUACAUUCUUCAUGCUCUUUCUUCUAAGUCAUGUGUGUUUAAAGGUCCGUUUUUUGGAUUUCCAAACCAACCUUGAACACUUUGACAUGUCAAUAACUAGUCAUAUAGUCCAAGUUGUUUUUAUAGAUUAUUCAACAAUUAGCAUGCCACUAAUUGUGUUGCAUUUCUUUUUUUUUUUUUUUUUUUUUGACAUAUUUGAUUUAUAAGUGCCUUUCCAUACUGGAGCUGAAAGGCUGGCAGUCUCCGCCAUCAAGACGGAAAUUCUUAAAAAUUGACACAGCCUUGGAACAGUUGGACUUCCCUGGAAUAUGCAGCCUUCUACAUGUUUCACCGAAUCUUGAGACAUUGACCAUUGACCGGUGCAAUCGCAAACCAAGAGUAUAGCAGUUGCUCUCUCCCACUUUAUUUCUUUCCUAAACAAAGAUUGGAGGGAGAUGGUGAUGAGGUUUUUUUCUCCAAGAGUUCUCCUCAAGAAUAUCUCUAGUCCAGGACGUCUCACCUGUUAUAGAGUAGAUCCCGUUGCACGUAUCUCAGUUUGCUGCUGUGACCAGUCCACCAAGUCAAAGUCCAAGGUUUCCACUUUCCACCAAGUCUGUACUGCAGAACCCUUUUUUUUUUUUUUCCAUUUUCCUCCUCGGCGUCCCCGGGAUCUGAGCACAGCCCAUUCUAUGAUGAGAGGAGAAGAGCCCCUAAGAGUAUGUUCGCAAACAUUGCUUAGUCCCUUGGAAGUGAAGCAAAUAAUGAAAUCAAAGAAAAAAUGUUCUGCUAAUCAGCUACUACCAGAGCUUGAUUGUUAAUGGAUUUCCUUUUAAGCCUGAUGAGAGGGGCAAAACUUUUUGGGUGCCCUUUACUCCCUCAGAAGUUGAAGCCUGGAAGUUAUUAGUAUGACAAGGAAUUUGAACUUUGGAGAAUGGAAGGAGAGAGAUCUAACAGAAUUCUGAGUUCAAAUCUGAAGUUUACCGGGAAACUUAGUCUGCAUGCAAGCAAUGAAACCACACAGGUCUAUAUAGUGGCCGGGAGAUAACAAAACUGGAACUCAAAGUGCUGAAGGUAAAGAGAAUGCGAACUAUUCAAUGCAUGUAUUUUCGCUGAAAGUAGGUUUUGAUACCGCUAAAGGCCAAUCCAUAACUAUUUCAGUGGAUCUUAGUGUAAAAAUGCGCUGACCCCCUUAGAAUAGGUAAGUUGAGGAAUUUGGAUGUGCUCAAAGAGAUCCUUUUUACAUCAAAACUUUGAACGCUAACAUGAAUCUGCUGAAAUAUAAGGCUGAUCUUGUUGAACCUUCCAAAGUUACUUCAGCUGUGCACCUCAGUGGUUACUGAAAUUACACUUGGACCCAACUCAAGAAUCUGUGACAAGUGACCACCUAACCUACAUUAAAUCACACAAUAAAAGACCGCCACAACAAUCAGCAUGUCAAAACAUUGUCAACCAACAAAGGGAUGAACCUAGAAGAUAUACCACUGUUCCAAUUUAUUUAGAGCAGAAAAAGGUUCAGAAGCUACUUUUACUUGGACUUGAUAGUUCUGGAACAAGCACUAUUUUCAAACAGGUUGCGAUGUCGAAUCUGCCAAAAGUAAUCAGUGCAUCUACUCCUUGAACCCGAGGUUGAAGCAUUUCUUUGAUUGGCUACUGGAUAUCAUUGCCACUGGAGAAUUAGAUGCGGUUUUUCCUGCAGCAGUACGUUAAUAUAUUCUCCAGGUCGAAGAGGUGUGGACGGAUCCUACUAUACAGGAAACAUACAAGAGAAGAUAUGAGCUUCACUUCCUUCCAGGCUGUUGAGAUAUCAGAGCAAGAUAUGUUGUAGCCCAACAGAUACAUUUCUUGGUGUUGAAUGAUAACAAAAGUUUUCUUUUAGUUUUAGAUGUUCAGAAUUCUCUAAAGGUACCAGCUGAUUAGAUAAAAAGCCAACGGAAUGAAUGAAGGAUGCAAGUGGAAGGAAAUGUUUCUGUUGUAGUAAUUUGUGUGGCCCCCUCAGUGACUAUGAUCAGCUAUGGCUGUCUCUGCAGGACAGUGGUAGCGAUACACUAUUUCAGAACAAGAAUCAGCAUGUCAAAAACUCUUUGAAACAAUGGUCAGACAUCCGUGUUUCAAAGAAACCCCAUUCGCUUUAAUCUUGAUCAAGUAUGAUUUGUCUGAGGAGAAGGUCGCUUGUGUACCGUUGGACUCUUGCAAAUAUGUUCAGCAAUUCCAGUCUAGUGCGAACUCAAUAUAGUAAACAGUCACUAGCAAACCAAGCAUAUUAUUUGGUCGCCAUGAAGUUUAAAGACCUCUAUGCUUCUGUCACGGGUAGAAAGCUAUUUGUGUGGAAAGCUCGGACAAGGGUGACGUCGAUGAGAUGUUCAAGUAUAUGAGGGAGGUUGUGAAGUGGGAUGAGGAAAAGAAAGAGACCUACUAUGGUGGAGCAGAUGGCUCCAUUUAUGAGGGAAAAUUGCUUUUUUCAACUUCAUAAACAACUUCUCCUACUAUUCAGAAUCACCUAUUUUUUUCUAAAGGCUUAGCUAAA
Molecule: messenger RNA, 3861 nt
Organism: Lycium barbarum (goji berry)
Lineage: Eukaryota; Viridiplantae; Streptophyta; Magnoliopsida; Solanales; Solanaceae
Product: F-box/LRR-repeat protein 25-like
Exons: 8
Coding region: 266-1174 (302 amino acids)
Source: RefSeq, a predicted model, not a curated record